CAUCUCUUCACUCUUGUGUGCGGUUGGGCGUCAGUACAGUAGUCAGCUGUUGAAUGCCUCGCAAUCUUCGGCUGUCCGCAAGGAGCCAACAAACAUCGAAAUUGUGAUAGCACCUUGAAUUACGCUCUCAGCCUGUUUAGAGCCCUGACAACAAGCCGGUCGACGUCUGCGAGGAUCAAACUUGCGUCAGAAACUGCUUGUGCGACUUCACCCGCGCUGCAACCCCUCGCCGUGUUUUACCGCUGCCCACGAUGCCGACUCCGCUGUGCGCUGACGGCAAGCUCCGUCCGACGUACGAGGACAUUCACAAGCUGAUCGACCGCAGCGCCGCCUACAUCAAGGCUGAUUUCGACCCGGACCUGAUGGUCCUCAUCAGCGGCGGCGGGCUGAUUCCCGGUCGCAUCAUGCGCUCCUUCCUCAAGCGACCCUCGGAGCUUGAUCCCACACGCCUGCGCAACAUCCCUACGCAGGCCAUCGGCCUCAGUCUAUACGAAGAGGUGGCAGGCAUGGUUGAGGGGUCAAUUGGCAAGUCUGUCACACGCACGCAGUGGAUUUCGGAGAAAGCGCUCCUGGGCCACAAAGACCCGUCCAAGAAGGUCGAAGAGGGCAAAGAUGCCGGUGGCUUGGUCGGCAAGAAGAUCCUUAUCGUCGACGAAGUAGAUGACUCUCGAACAACUCUACAGUACGCCUACCAAGAACUGUACAACGAUGUGCGCCAGGCCCUUUCCUCCAUGUCGGAGCAAGAACGAGCCGCGGUGCCCGCCACAAAGUUUGCCUGCUUUGUCGUGCACAACAAGCGCAACAUCAAGAAGGGUAAGUUACCCAUCCUCAACGAGAACAACCACAUCGCCGGUGAUGGAGCUGCACCCGCAAACAAUAACCAACCUGUAGAGCGGAUAGAGAAUGGUAUCGUCGAGGGUAUCAGGUAUUACGCCGGCGAGGACACGGAGAAUGAGUGGAUCGCCUAUCCUUGGGAAUCGGAGGACAUCACCGAGCACAACCGCCUAGCCGCCGACGCACGCAAGAAGGCCGGCCAAAAGUGAUUUUUUCUUUCGUUGGAGUACUUCCCGCUAGACGCGCAUCAGCAUCUCCUGCAAAACGCAUCCUAUCGGAAGUGUGAAAUGUAUUAUUCAAAAGCUCUUGGCGGGACCGCACGAGGCGAUCACAGGCCAGGCGAUGCGCCUACACUAUACAAAGCGACUGCCAUCCUGCAUAUACUGCGGCACGAGACCCAACUCCUCCGCCUUCUUGGGCAAAUUGGUCUCGCCCGUUAUUGCGCUUCCAUCAGUCAUCGAACCGUUCUUUCUCUUUUCGGAUUCUUCCGCAU
Messenger RNA from Tilletiaria anomala UBC 951, 1327 nucleotides. RefSeq lists its product as uncharacterized. The coding region runs from base 252 to 1043 and encodes 263 amino acids. Gene Ontology annotation, cellular component: cytoplasm. Gene Ontology annotation, biological process: XMP salvage; hypoxanthine metabolic process; IMP salvage. Lineage: Eukaryota; Fungi; Basidiomycota; Exobasidiomycetes; Georgefischeriales; Tilletiariaceae. Gene Ontology annotation, molecular function: hypoxanthine phosphoribosyltransferase activity. The transcript has 3 exons. The record is from RefSeq and is a predicted model, not a curated record.